AUGGGCUGCGGUGCCAGUGUUCCUGGCUCUCGAGCCCUCAUGCUUCAGCAGAAGAAUUCGCGGGUACCCCUGCGGCGAAUACAAUCCGGGUCGGUGUUGGAGCAGCAAAAGGACAAGGUUAUGUGGCCGAGAAGACAAACGAAUCCGUCGUUGGGAUGUAAGUCAUGUUUUUACUAAAGAUUUGAUGAGGUUUUGGGCAGCUUUAAAAACCGUAUAUAUUAUGCGGGCAAGUUUAGAAAUCAGUCAACAUUUGCUUACAAUAGGAAAUCCUAACCAUGAACUUGGCAGUUAUGUGUUGCGAAUUAAAUUUCCAAGUGCAUAAGUGGCUUAGAUAGUUACCAUGAGGUUAACCAGGCAUUUUUAAAAGUUCAUAAGACAUUUUUUUGAAAACAAACUCAUAGCUUUGAAAGCGGUGGAUAAAUUCAAUUGAUUCGUGUAUUUAUCUGUACCAGGAAGUUGCCAAUGCAGAAUUUCUCUUAUACUACGUAGCUUACGGUAGAAAAAUUGUAGUUCUAAGCGGCUAGUGUCUGCUGCCCGCAAAAUGGUUGCCCGCGAAAAUCGCGGCGCCCGCAGCGGCUACUGCGGCUUAAAUAUCUGAUUUCUGACUUUUCAGUUACGCGAACGCCUGUGCUGCGAAGCCGAGACGACAAUGGGAACGAUAAGGGUUUCUGGAAGAUUCGGCGAAGACCAAAGAAUAGUAUGCUGCUUGUAAGUUUCUCUCGCCUUUGCAAUUGUCAUGCUUCCUUGUUUUUUAUGUAAUGCCAGCUUUCGGCAUAAUCGAGAAAAUCUGAAAACAACCGCAUUAGGAAGCUUUGUUUUUUGAAGGCCGGAACUGACCUUAUGUACAACCAAGUUGGAUAAGCAAUGGCUACGGCCGGAUAUUAAGAAAUGGAAUUAGCGAUUGCUCUUUUUCUCCAGGGAUGAUGGACUAUAUGUCAACAAAAAUUGAUUAUUCCUAUGUGCAAAAAGAGCACUGUCUAACGAAAAAAUAACGAACAAUUUCAGCGGUGAGAACGGCCAAUUUUCAGCCAAAAUAGACUCUACAGUUUGGGGCUUGAUCCAGUGGCAAAAAAAGUAACAUUUUGCAUCAAGCCAACAUCAAAAAAUGUGGCAAAAUACCUCCCUCUCCAAGUCAAAAAGCUCAGAUUUCAAAAGCUUUUUGUAAGGAAAAGGGGGGGGGGCGUGCCCUUCAAGACGGAGUUUUUUCGCUUCGAGAAGGAUGCAUUUUGCCACAUUUUUGAUACUUCUCGGAUGCAAAAUGGAACGUUUUUUGCCCCAAACUGUAGAGACAAAAUUUGACAAAAACUUUUGAGCAAAAGGUUUUUUCAUCUUAAAAACGCCUUGUUUUCAGUGUGGCUACCUCAAAAACCAAUCCGCAUACGGUCGGAGGCAUCCCACUGACGCUGAAUGCAAGUUCAUCGAGCAGCGAGUGACUUCGGAGGCCCGACAGGAAGAGGAAUACAGCGAGGUUGAUGAUGCGGCGACCAAUUCGACAACAACUACGACCGUCUCAACCAGUUCGAGUGGGUCGAGGAAUUUCAAGCCGAGAAUAAUGGACAUUGAAGUGGAGAAGCCGGUGCGCGCGGCGCCCAUGAAACGGAGCUUCCUCCGUGGUGCAUUGGAUUACAAUAAAAAAUUGGCAGAGGUAUGUAGCGAUCGAGCAAAAAUUUGGAAUAGCAACGCUAGAGCGGUGGACUUGAUCCAGUGGCAAAGAACGUACCAUUUUGCACCCGGGAAGUACCAAAAAUGUAUCAAAAUACCUCCCUCUCCAAGUGAAAAAACUCCGAUUUCAAAAGCGCGCUUCAAAACGGAGUUGAUUUACUUGGAGAGGGAGGCAUUUUGCCAUAUUUUUGAUACUUCCCGGUUGCAAAAUCGUACGUUUUUUGCCACUGCAUCAGAUCCGCCACUGUAUCGCAAAUUCUAGUGCUUGUAUUAUCUGUUCUUUAAGAUCCGUGGUUACAAAGCGGCCGAUGCGAACAACAACACGGUAAAAGUGCUGACGAAGCAAAAGAGUUCGAUUACAAUGCCGGUGGAUGCCCCUAUUGUGCAACACAUUUCGAGGAGAGAGUUUCUGGAUGACUGGUGAGUUGUGUGGCUACAAAGAGCCAUGUGGGGCAUUCGAGCUUUUACUAAUUCUGCCCGUGCGUCAAGCCAUAAACACCUAUCAAUUAGUGAAGAUUCUAACAGGGGUAGUACCCCAAGUGCGACGCUCAGAUUUUGAUGACACUUGGCACAAAUUUAGAAUAUUUUUUUCUAAGACAUAUGUGAGAAUCCUAGCUCGCGCUUUGCAGAAACAACCGAGAUUUUUAUAUCGAAAGUCAGCGAAAAUUUGACACUUUUUGCCAAAUUUCAGCGCAAAAAGUUUCAUGCCUAUUUCUACCGUAGAGGGUAAUGUUUCCACAAAAAAAUCAAUUUUUUCCGCAUAAAACUAGCGAAGUUAUACAUAGCGACACGGCUGAGAUUUUUCGGCGCUACGACUUUUCGGGUCGACCACUCCUUCGAGUCGCGUCGAUUCGUCGCUGUAUGCGUGGCGCAAGCUAAGAAUUGGGAUUAAUUAGUGGAAAUCAUAAGAUUGAUCAGGUCCUAGGGUAGCCAAUGACAUAUUUUGGGAUAAUUUCAUGCACCCACAUCAAUAAUAAAACGUGUGAAAUACCCUUUUAUAAAUCUGAAAAGACAUUUCUACAACGCCAUACCAUAUUAUGUAUGUAUUUUUUAUAGCAUAGUUCUAUCUUUAGUAUUUUAAAAUCAACUGUAAAAUUUGUGAAAAUUGAUUACUUUUUUAACGACUUAAAAAUUUCAGCGGAAGCCUUGGCACACCUCCUCUUCUCACCCGCCGUGCUUUCACCCCGACCAGUCGCUCCAGUGUGCACGGCUCCAAGGAAACGCUGACUUCCGAGCGCUCCUUCAUCGUCCAACACAACACGUUCCGUGUCGCGUGGGAGAAGGACAUUUACCACGAGCGGAUCCGCGAGCAGCGCCGACGCAAAGGCGACAGCAUUGAGAGCGGCGACGGCUCGGAGAAUGAGGACGAGUUCGAGGGCGAAGAGCGACGGAAGAUGGAAAACAAGAACAUUUUGAAGCAACGCGCCGCCGAACGGACCAAACAGUGGAGCGCGGAGCUGGAGAAGAUUGUGAUUAUUGAUUGA
Molecule: messenger RNA, 3146 nt
Organism: Bursaphelenchus xylophilus (pine wood nematode)
Lineage: Eukaryota; Metazoa; Nematoda; Chromadorea; Rhabditida; Aphelenchoididae
Source: the annotation of a GenBank genome assembly